AUGGCUAAUCCUAUAUAUUCACCCAAUACACCAUUAUACUCACAUUUAUAUACGGAAGCUAGUCACUAUAAGAAUUAUGACAGAGACGAAAAGGACUAUCUAUCUCUUAGUAAAAAUCAAAAUACUUCAACAAAUACCUUUCAAUCUUAUAACAUUAUUGCCUGGGUUACAAUCAUGGUUUACGUAUGGGGUUUGAUUGCUAAUUCUUUAAUAAUCAUGAUCGUUCUACUACGUAAGCAACUGCAUGUAUCAUCUUGUCUUCAAAUUAGUAACUUCUCAUCGACAAGUAUUAUCUUUAGUUUUGCGGCUUUAUGCUUGGAAAUUACUAAUCAGAUUAUUUUGAUCAAUUUAACAUCACCAUUAUCGGCAUCAUUUGCUGCAUCAACGCAAGCCAAACCUGGAUUUAAUUUCAACGAUAACCAUUCUCUUGCUACCUUUCGCCCUAAUGGCAGCAAUCUGAUACAAAAUUUAAAUGAUUUCUAUUUCCCUUUGUGUGAAAUUUUAACAGGAAUAGUAUUUACAUCAGUUACUGCCGGUAUUUAUAUAUUAAUGAUGAUUAGCAUUCAACAUUACCAAGCAGUACGCACUAAUCAUCGUUGUCUAAUCGAUAUUAAACGAUUAAUGAAAAUCACCAUUGGCAUUUGGUUAGUUGCAAUUUCGCUUUGUAUACCCUACUCUCUAUUAACAGUUAAAACGUAUUUUAAGACAUUUAAGAGUCGUGUAUGUGCGUUCAAUAACGCCGAGCCAAGCCGAUUGGUUAUUAUUUAUAGUAUAACUUAUGCUCUAAUAGGCUUAUUAUUACCGAUUGUAGUUAUUUGUUUAUGUUAUUCUUUUGUAAUUUUUAAACUUUGUCGUGGUAUGCAAUUACGUUCACAUAUGACAAGUUCACGAAGUCAAGUCAAUUCUGGACUUGAGAGUGACUAUGAUCGUAAAUCAAGAACUGGUGUUCGGCUACUAAUCGUUAUAGCGCUCGUUUAUAUUUUGUGUAUAUUUCCAUUUUCAACUGCCCUGAUAUGGCAAUCUGUUCGCAAUUAUUAUAGAUCAGCAAUGUCGUAUGAUCAUCAACAAUGCAACAAUUGCUCUAUUAUCUCGUCGCAAUUGAGUCAAUAUAGAAGUGAAACUAAUAAUAAUUCAUCUGUUUCUCUAGGCACUUUUUUCUCCAUUGCUAUAAUAUGUUUAGCAAUGCUGUUUGGUUUAAAUCCAAUAUUUUAUCUCAUUUUUAAUCAGCGCUUACGUAAAGAGUUUCUAAAACGCUUUACAUGCCGCUUUAGGAAAACUUUCGAGAAUUCUGUUAAGUAUUAG
Molecule: messenger RNA, 1302 nt
Organism: Trichoplax adhaerens
Lineage: Eukaryota; Metazoa; Placozoa; Uniplacotomia; Trichoplacea; Trichoplacidae
Exons: 2
Coding region: 1-1302 (433 amino acids)
Biological process (GO): G protein-coupled receptor signaling pathway
Cellular component (GO): membrane
Molecular function (GO): G protein-coupled receptor activity; peptide binding
Source: RefSeq, a predicted model, not a curated record